AUGGCCGCCAGCGCUUGGCACCCAGGCCCGGGCCCGGCGCCUCCGAGGAUGCUGCGGCCCCGGCCAUGGCGGCGCGGCCGCGCUUCCUCCCGCCCCUGCGCGAGCCCCAGAUGCUGCGGGUGCGGCCCACGUCCCUGCGCGCCCAGGACGCGUCGCUCCCGCUCUGGCGCGUCUUCCGCGGCCUGGGCGCCCCCGAGGCGGUCGGGGAGGAGCUGGGCGCCAGCCUGGUCCGGGCGCGGGGCAGCGAGGACCCGGGGCAGCGCAGGUUCGUGGAGGAGCUCAGGCAGGUUCGAGAGCUCUAUAAGCAGCGUCUAGAGGAGGUUGACAUGUUGGAGAAACACAUCAUUCAGGCUCGGGCUCGAACCCUUGCAGAGAAGGAGCGGUGUGUGCAGCAGCUUGGGAUAGAGACCCUGGGGUCCGUGGUGGAGAUGCCACCAGGACAAGUUAUUUUCCGGUGGUCCGUGGAUAAUGAACUGCUACAGAAGCAUCAUCUGAUCUGCCCAUAUGACUAUCAUAGUGGCCCGGUGCCAUUCUACUCUGCACCCAAAGAGAGUGCCACUCCUGGCUAUACAAAAAUGACAUUUAGUUUCGAGAAGAAGUGUUCCUUCGUCAAGAAACAGCUGACCAAGAAGACUGAAGUUUCCCCUAAGAAGCUCUCUGAGAGUGACGAGGAGUCAGACAAUACGAUGAGCAGCUCUACAGAGGUCUUAGCAUCUAAGGACAAAAUCAGGCCCAAAGGAAAGGUCUUGAAAGCAAGUUUACCCAGUAAUAAGAACUGGAUGAAGCACCUGCGUAUGCCUCAGAGAAGACUGGAGCGGCUUCUGCUGGCCCAAAUGGAGGAGCGGAAUGAUUUUUUGAAAAACCCUCGAUUUUUCCCUCCUAACACUCCACAUGGAGGCAGGUCUCUCCUCUUUCCUCUCAAGGAAUUGGCUCAGGAAGAAUUCCAGAACACAGACCUAGACCAGAGCUGCGCUGAUACCCCCGUGUUUCUAGCUAAACCGUCGAUUGGAUUUUUCACAGAUUACGAAAUUGGAUCCAUCUAUGAGAUGGGGAUCUCUUUGCAGAACACCACUUCCACCAGCCGCUACCUGCGAGUGCUUCCACCCUCUACACCGUACUUCUCUUUGAGUCUGGGGAUGUUUCCAGGGAAAGGCGGGUUGGUGGCUCCUGGUCUGGCGUGCCAGUUCGUAGUCCAGUUUUUCCCAGACUGCCUUGGGGAUUUUGAUGACUUGAUUUUAGUGGAGACCCAGUCCAGCCACACGCUUCUCAUCCCCCUGCAGGCCCGGAGGCCACCUCCAGUGCUGACUCUAUCACCAAAGCUGGAUUGCGGCUUCUGCCUCAUUGGGGGUAUCAAGACGAGCCAUUUCCUAUGCAAAAACAUAGGCUUUAGCAGCGGCAGGUUCUGCAUCAUGUCGAAGGGAAGCUGGCCACCUCCUUGCUUCAGGGCUGUCGCCACUCUGGGCUUUGCAGAACAACCUCCCUUUGUGAUCCACCCCACGGUGUUUGAGCUGGCACCUGGGCAGAACAUCUUGGUGGAGAUCAUCUUCUUCCCCACAAGCCCCGGACUGGUUGAGCGGACCUUUCUUGUGGUGUGUGACAAUUGUCAAGUCAAGGACCUGGUGAUCUCAGGAGUCGGGCAGCUGGUUGCUUUGGAGCUCGUCUCUAUCUCUGGAGUCAAAAGCCAGCCGGAACCAGGGGAGCUCACAGACCUAACAGCCCAGCACUUCAUACGCUUUGAGCCCAUAAACCUUUGGUCCAAGUCCAGAAAGCAGCUGAUUAUUAGAAACGCUACGCACGUGAAGCUGCCGUUCCACUGGCAGAUCCUGAAGCCCAACCUGCAGGCGCUGCUGCCAGGGAAAGCCUACGACCCAGCCUCCAUCAAAUUCAUUGCCGACAGGGACACGGCGUUCUCCAUCACGCCCCACAGGGGCGUCUUCUGCGCCCACAAGGACCAUGAGUUCAUCCUAACCUUUGCACCUCGUGAGCUCAGGCCGUUCCACAGCGUGCUCCAUCUGGUGCUUGAGGAGAUACCAGAGCCUGUCAGCUCAGAUACCAGCAGCUCCAAGGACACGUCCUACUCGUCAGAAGACAUGAUCAUCCUGGAGGUGGAGGUGAAAGGAACCGUGGAGCCAUUCCAGGCACUGCUGGAACCCUACGCCAUCAUCGUCCCUGGGGAGAGCUAUAUCGGUGCCACCGUGAAGAGGGACUUUAAGAUGUGGAACCACAGCAAGUCGCCCAUCAGCUACGUCUGGGGGAAGAUCUCUGACUGCCACAUUGUGGAGGUGGAGCCCUGCACAGGGACCAUAGAGCCCAACGAGGUGGAGCAUUUCGAGCUGAACUUCACCGGGGCUGCCCCUGGCCCCAUGAUCGUGGCCCUGCCGUGUGACAUCAAAGACUCUGCGUGGCCUGUGAUGCUGCACGUCGAGGCAACCUUCAAGGGACCGACACUCGUCCUGGACACCCCGGCCCUGAAGCUGGGUCUGCUGCGCCUGGGACAGAGGGUCAGCAGCAUCCUGCGAGUGCAGAACCUCAGCCAGCUCCCUGCCGCGUGGCAGCUGCGGGAGAGCGCCCACUGCCUGGAGGAGAGGGGCGAGGCCGCGUCUCCUUUCUGCAUCGAGCCCUGCUGCGGGCAGUUGCCACCUCUGGGGGACUGCUGCGUGCAGGUCACCUUGGCGGCGUUGAGCUGCCAGCGGCUGGAGACCAUCCUGGAGCUGGAGGUGGCCAAUGGGGCCUGGAGCUACCUGCCUGUGUAUGCUGAAGUUCAGGAGCCCCACGUGUACCUGCACAGCAGCCAUGUAGAGAUGCAUGACCUGUAUGUGGGCGUGCCCGCAGAGGUCACCGUGACCCUCAUCAAUGGGACAGUCCUGCCCACACAGUUCCACUGGGGCAAGCUCCUCGGGCACCAAGCGAGCUUCUGCAUAGUCAAAGUCUGCCCCAGCCAGGGCACGCUGAACCCCAGUGAGGAGCGCCUGCUCCAGCUCGAGCUGACUGCUCUCACGCAGGUAGAGCUGACCGACCUGGCCCUUCCUUGCCAUGUGUCUGGCAUGGAGAAACCACUCGUUCUGGGCAUUUCUGGGAAGCCCCAGGGGCUGCAGGUGACCAUCACCGUCUUGGCAGAGGACUCUGAAAGCAGUGUCUCCAUCACAGAUUCAUGGGCGGGCUACUCAGAGGCGCUCCGCCUGGACUUUGGCUCGGCAGUGCCCCUGAGGACCUUUGUGGAUCGCCAGCUUGUCCUGACCAAUCAGUCGCCUAUCCAGACCACGUUUUCACUGCACUUCGAAUACUUUGAGAGCCCCCCAGAUGUCCUGAGGCAAAAACACACUGUCCCUGACAUGCCUCCUACUCUGCUGAAGAUGCCCCGGAUCCACACACUCUUGGAAAAGCAAGAGUCUCUGGAUUUCAUGGAAGCCAUGUUGUCUCACGGGAAAGGAGUCGCCUUCUUUCCCCACACAUCUCACGGCGUGUUGGGCGCCCACCAGCAGCUCAGCAUCCACCUCACAGCCUGUGCAAACAUGUGGGGCGAGUAUUGGGACAACCUCACCUGCACGGUGGGUGAGCUGGUGCCUGUGGUGAUCCCAGUCCACUUGGUGGUGGUGGGCUGCCCCGUCAGCUCGCAGAGGAUCAACUGCUACACUGGUGGGCAGCUGCAGAAGGAGCCCUUCAUCAGGUUCGGCACCCAGGUAUCUGGGGGAAACACGGUGACACGGAUCCUUCGCCUCAGCAACACCAGCCCCUGUGACAUCCGACUGGACUGGCGGACCUUCACCCCAGAUAGUCGGGAGGACCAUCUGCUGGACCUGCUGGUAUUUCAUGGUCCCCCUUUCCCGCUGCAAGACCACGCUGGGAGUGAAGUUCCACGUGAGAGCCCCGAGAGCAGUGUGUCCGCGUCCUCAGCUCUCUCUGUAGUGUCCAGCAACUCCCAGGACGUCGAGCCUGUGCGUUGGGCCUCAGGCGGGUGGGUCGGCAGGCCCGGAGGUGGCGGUGGGUGCCGGGCAGCCUCAGCAUCUUCUCAAUGGCAAUUCAAGGACGGCAACGACAGCUCCGCAAUGGAGGUUGUCUCAGUGGUCCUGCAGGAGCAUGAAGGGCUGCCCUGCGACUCUCCCUACCACAUCAGCCCCCUGCAGAUGGUGCUCCCGGCUGGCGGUUCUAGCACCAUCUACAUCUCCUUCACCCCUGUGGUCCUUGACUCCAAGCACCCACAGAAGCUGGAGUGUUGUGGCUAUGCUCUGGGCUUCAUGAGCUUGGACAAAGAGGAGGAAAGGGAGUUCCCUGGGAGAUGGCGGCGACUGCAGGACUUUUCCGUGGAGCCCCUGAGGCUGGACCUGCACAGCUUCGUGAGACCUGCUUGGCUAAGUGUUGAACUGGACUAUGGUGACGGCGUGGAGUUCUGGCAGCCAGCCAGCGACCUCCUCCCUGAGGGGCCCUCCUCUGAAAUGCUGAGCGAGCUGGUGACCGUGCAGCGCCUGAAGCUGGCGAACACCUCGGAGAUUCCGCACCACUUCCGCCUUGAGGUGUCCAAACCCUUCUCGGUUUCUCAAGGGAAGGCGGAACACAGCCACAGGACCUUGGCACAGGGGUGGCUGGAGCUCAGCCCAUGGGAGAACAUGCUGGUGAAUGUCUCCUUCUCCCUCUCCCUGGAGCUGCUGUCCUACCAGAAGCUUCCGGCUAAGCAGAUGCCACCGUGGAUGACCAUCCAGCAGGGACCAAGUGGGGAGAAAGCGAUGGUGUUCACCCAAGACCUGCUGCUCAAGUACACGAACCAGACCACACAAAUGGUGCCCCUGCGGGCCACGGUGGCCCUGCCAGAGCUACAGCUCUCAGUCAGCUGCGUGGACUUUGGAAUCUGCUUUGUGAACCAGAGGUGCGUCCAGGAAAUCUCCCUGAGGAACCUGAGCAACUGCAGGACCUACUGGGCCAUAAUAAUGGCCAUGCAGAAGAAGAGAACAGACCAAGGGGUUUUCAGCGUCUCUCCAAGCAGCGGGAUGCUGGAGGCACGACCAUUCAACGCGCCCCCGACCUCUGUGGUCCUGAAGGUUUUCUUCACCGCCAGGAGGAGACAAGCGUACCAGGGCACGAUGCUGGUGGAAGGCGCACUUGGAGAGGAAGGCUGUGUGCUGAAGGUCCGUGGCAAGGGCUCUUACGAUGAGAAAUACGAGCUGCAGCCCAACUCCUGAGGGGCUUUGGAAAUAAACUUGGCCAGGGCAAGAUCUG
Messenger RNA from Suncus etruscus (white-toothed pygmy shrew), 5211 nucleotides. RefSeq names its product DLEC1 cilia and flagella associated protein (gene DLEC1). The transcript is spliced from 36 exons. The record is from RefSeq and is a predicted model, not a curated record. Lineage: Eukaryota; Metazoa; Chordata; Mammalia; Eulipotyphla; Soricidae. Gene Ontology annotation, biological process: negative regulation of cell population proliferation. The coding region runs from base 66 to 5174 and encodes 1702 amino acids.